Spodoptera frugiperda (fall armyworm) is the source of this 2150-nucleotide messenger RNA. RefSeq names its product homeobox protein otx5-B-like. The transcript is spliced from 3 exons. NCBI's taxonomy places the organism in Eukaryota, Metazoa, Arthropoda, Insecta, Lepidoptera, Noctuidae. Gene Ontology annotation, biological process: regulation of transcription by RNA polymerase II. Bases 133 to 1353 code for a protein of 406 amino acids. The record is from RefSeq and is a predicted model, not a curated record. Gene Ontology annotation, molecular function: RNA polymerase II cis-regulatory region sequence-specific DNA binding; DNA-binding transcription factor activity, RNA polymerase II-specific.
AAAAUUUGACGGUAUGAGUAAAACUUUCACGCCACAGAUACCGUACAUACUUAAUUAUCCAGUCAGUCGUAAAAAGAGGGUUACAGUGAGACAGAAAUAAAAAAGGUCCGUGAAAAAUAUAGAAACAAAAUCAUGCGGGAUAAAACUGAGAUUACCAGUCGAGAGAAUCGGCCCAAUUACACAGGAGUAUGGCCAAGACCAUCACCGCAUAUGACCAAAGAUGUUAAACGAAAUGUCAUGAGAAGACAAAAAAGAAAACGUCAAAUGUAUACAACAGAUCAGCUAAACAUAUUAGAAAAAGCUUACAGAGACAACAAAUACAUCAAACGACUAAAUCGUGCAGAAAUGUCUCAAGUUUUAAAUGUCAGUGAGCGAUGCAUAACAUUGUGGUUUCAAAACAGAAGACAGAAAGAAAAGAAAAUAAAAAUAGAGAACGAAUUGGUUAGUAAUAAAGUCAAUUUACCGAAAUAUGAAAUCAAAAUAAGUAGCCCGAAUCAAAGAGCUGACUUAACUGAAAUUGAAAAUGGGUAUAAUAUCCAAUUUUGUAUUCCAAGUAAAGUUACUAAUUCAACAACCUACGCAAAUGGCGAUGGAUCAUCAACUAAUAACUUGAAUCAUUUCAACCUAUCACCAGUUCACUACAGCCCUAAUCUUCAAUCUCACGAAGGACAGACAAUUAAUUUUAAAUCGGAUAGCAAUUCAGUUGUUACUUCGUUGCUUCCUAAAUCUUCUAGUCCGAAUUUAGAAUAUGCAUCUGACUUCAUAGCUAAAGAAACUCGUAUCAAUGAAAUACUUACUGAUUUGUGCCAGAGCAUCCAAACUAAUUCCAUUUGUAACUAUACUUCUCCAAAUCAAUCUUUCGACGUACAGAAGAGUUAUGAAUCGAGUAGUAGCUCAUUUACUAAUUUAUUAACUCCUAGUCCACAAAAUGAAAUCAGAAAAAGUAGUUCGAAUUCGUAUAGUUCACUUGACGCCAUUGCACUGGCAUUGUCGUGUUCAAUGGAAGACGCCAAUGAAUCUGUUAACGAUAUGACGUCUGUUAACUUUGGUCAGGGUCUCCAAUCCAAUACCUCAUACGACAAUUAUCAUAAAACUUCAUGUGAAGAAGAAAAAACACAAGCAAUGGGCACUAGUUCAUUCUCUGCUGGGUUUAAUAAUGAAACUGAAAGAUGUAGUCCAUAUUCAAACAAUGUAUCUAACGAAUAUUAUAAUGAGUCACAUGUUAACUUGGGUCAGGAAAACCAAUCCGAUCUCGUUUAUUACAAUCCUUAUCAAUGUGAAGCACAGCAAAGCUAUGCUCACAAUUUUUAUGAUAACCAUUAUACAAAUUCUACUCAUUCUUAUAACCCGUGAAUUCUUUUACUUCUGAGGGUCUAAUGCUAGUUUAUUUUUACAUCAACGCGGUAGAAACGUCACUGCAUUUAGCCCUGUAAUUGGUUGGUUAACUUGGAGCAACCAAUCAGAAGUUUAAACUAAAGUCCUUUGAAGGUGAAAAUAAACACCUUUAAAAAUAAACUCAUGUGAGAGCAAACGGGGAGUUUGGUACUGCCCCACUGGUUUUAAAUACAGCCACUCGCAUGGUCAAUGCGAGUGUGAGCAUGUGCGGCGGGCUUAAGUAUAUUUUACAAUACUUACGUGCUAAAAAUAAAUAUAAAUUAUACUUUUAAUUAAAGUCUAGAUAUUAUAUAUUCUAAGGAAGUUAAUAUAAUUAAAUUAUGUAGUAAAGUCUAAGAUACCUGAAUAUCAAGUUUUAUUACUAAUGUGUUUGUAUUUAAACCGUUUAAAUACAACGACCUUAAAAUUAAGUUAUUAAUUUAUUGUUAAAUAAUUUAUUUUUAAACUAUUAUGUGAACUUUUAUUUAAAUAUUGUAUCUAAUAUUAUGAUGAAGGUACGAUUUUACACUUUUACACAUUUGUGUAUUUUUUAUGAAUAUUAAAACUAUUGCUGUCUUUCUUUGUCUUGUAUUUUUUUGUAAGUUAUAUCUUGAACUUGUAGUUAGUAAUAUUAUUAAGUCUUUACAUUAAAAUUGUAUUUAUUUGUAAAGGGAGGUACCUUACCCGCCGAAAUAUUGUACUAGUAUAAAUAAGUGAUAAUUUAAUAAAUUUUAAAAAUGUGUGUGUAUUAUUCCAUUAAAAUAUUUUGUAAGAAU